AUGAAAAGAAUUAUAAGUGAAGAUUUAUCCUAUUCAAAACGUCCACAGUUCCAAACUACGAGCAAUCCCCACAUGUUUGAAAAGUUCAAUCGGAGUAGUGACAGCGGAAUUUCAAUCUCUUCGCGGUCUUCUAAACCAUCUACUCUUAGCUACAGCGAACAUGUCGCCCAGCGGAUGUCAAACCAAAGCGAUGCUAUUUCAACCUCUAAAUCAGUUUCUAUAUCUUCUUUCCCACUUGACAAAACAAAAAAUAUGGCCCAUUUUGAUCGUAGUUCAGUACUCACUGAAAUGCAAUCUAUCGCGCAACGCAUACAUCGGUGUUGGAGAAAAUAUGAGAUCUUGAAAGCUGGCGUGUACAUAACAAUUGGUGCAACGUUUACCCAUUUUAUUCUAAAACCGGAAGUUCCAAAAAUUUCAUUCUCACAGCCUGUAAAUGCAGCUGAAAUAAUUUACCCUUCUCUUGUCGGCGCCCCAAACCUCCCAAUAAACAAUGAAGCUUUUCAUACUUUGGGAAUGCCAUCAUCAAGUCAUCUUCGUGUUUUUGACGGCUAUAUAUGUGUUUAUGAUCGUCGCAACAGAAUUCCAUAUUGGGUAAUGGAGCAUUUAAACCCUGCUAAACUAGAUCAAGUUGAUAUUGAUAAGGCUGGAGUAGAUCGUAAGGAUUUCGAUUUUUAUGAAGAUCUUGGUGAAAUUGAAAUGUUCCGUUCUACUAACAAAGAUUAUUUGAACUCUGGGUAUGAUCGUGGUCAUCUGGCCGCUGCAGGAAAUCAUCGCCUCAGCCAUUCAGCUAUGGGACAAACUUUUAUAUUGAGCAACAUUGCACCUCAAGUUGGGUAUGGUUUCAAUCGGCAUGGUUGGAAUAGCCUAGAGAAGUAUAUACGUGCGGUUGCAAGAAAGUCACACAAUAUGGUUGUUAUUACAGGACCAUUAUUUCUACCCCAAAGUGUAAAUGGCAAGAAAAUUGUGACUUAUGAAGUAAUUGGUAACAAUAAUAUUGCAGUUCCAACUCAUUUCUUCAAAGUGGCAGCUAUUCAAAAUAAACCAAAUGGAGAAUGGCAUCAAGUAGCUUGGGUAAUGCCCAACAUUCGUUUACCUGAACAAAUUAAAGUGGAUGGUUUUAGAGUUCCUGUUGAAAGUGUUGAAAGUGCCUCAGGCUGGAAAUUUUUCCCUAAACUUAAGUCUUAG
Molecule: messenger RNA, 1185 nt
Organism: Schistosoma mattheei
Lineage: Eukaryota; Metazoa; Platyhelminthes; Trematoda; Strigeidida; Schistosomatidae
Source: the annotation of a GenBank genome assembly